Corylus avellana is the source of this 2711-nucleotide messenger RNA. RefSeq lists its product as uncharacterized. The record is from RefSeq and is a predicted model, not a curated record. Gene Ontology annotation, biological process: defense response; signal transduction. Gene Ontology annotation, molecular function: protein binding; ADP binding. NCBI's taxonomy places the organism in Eukaryota, Viridiplantae, Streptophyta, Magnoliopsida, Fagales, Betulaceae.
AUGGCUUCCACCAGCAAUACUCAAACUGACCCAUCAAUUAAUCCUUCCUCUUCUUUGUCUAAAUCCCAAAGGAAAUACGAAGUUUUCCUCAGUUUCAGAGGUGAAGACACCCGCAAUAGUUUUACCGACCAUCUAUAUUACGCUUUGGUUGAUAAAGGGAUCGAGACCUUUAGGGACGAUGAGGAACUUGAGAUGGGAAGACCCAUUAAACCGGAACUCUUGGAUGCAAUCGAGACAUCGAGAAUGGCGGUCAUCAUUUUGUCAAGGAACUAUGCAUCUUCCACUUGGUGCUUGGAAGAACUUGCAAAGAUUCUUGAAUGCAAGGAAAAACAAGGGAUGAGAGUUUUGCCCGUUUUCUACCACGUGGAUCCUAGUGAUGUGCGGCAACAGAGGGGAACUUUUGGAGAUGCUUUUGAUAAACAUGAGGAACGUUUCAAGGAGAAUAUAGAGAUGGUGGAAAGGUGGAGAGGUGCUUUGAGGGAAGUGGCCGAUAUCUCUGGACGCCAUUUAAAGGAUGGGUAUGAGUCAAAGUUUAUUAAAGAAAUUGUUGAAAACAUUCAUGAAUUGAAUGAUACAACCUUAAGUGUUAGUCAUAAGAAUGGCCUUGUUGGAAUUGACUCUCGUGUUCAAGAAAUUAUGGAUUUGUAUUUAGAUAUGGCGUCGAAGGAUGAUGUUCGCUUUAUAGGGAUAUGUGGGAUGAGUGGAAUCGGCAAGACAACUCUGGCAGAAGUUGUUUUUGAAAGUAUCCAUCUUCAAUUUGAAGCUAGUAGCUUUCUCAGAGAUGUCAAAAUACGUAAUUUAAGUGAUUCACAAGAUCAACUCCUUGGAGAUAUGAAGUUGAACAUGAAAAUUCCAAGAUGGGAUGUGCUUAAGGGAAUAAGUAGUAGACUGCGUAACAAAAGGGUUAUUAUUGUUAUUGAUGAUGCAGAUGAAGAAAAGUUGAAAACAUUAGCAGGGGACCCUGAUUGGUUUGGCCGAGGCAGUAGAAUCAUCAUAACUAGUGAAGAUAAGCGUUUGUUGCGAAAGAGAUGUGGAAAGAAAAAUAUAUACAACGCUAAAAAACUGAAUGCUUCUGAUGCUCUGGAGCUCUUUAGUCGAGAAGCCUUGGACAAAUCCCAUUGUGAAAAAGAUUUAUUGGAUAUAUGCAAUGGUUUUGUAAGUUAUGUUGACGGCCAUCCUCUAGCUCUUAAAACUUUGGGUUCCUCCAUGCAUGAUAUAACAGAUAUAGGUACAUGGAAAGCUGAGCUGGAAAGACUAAAAGAAAGUGCUGAACUUCCUAAUGACGACAGAAUUCAAACAGCCCUUAGACUCAGUUACCAAGGACUGAGAACUGCAGAGAAAAAACUAUUUUUAGAUGUUGCGUGUUUUUUCAAUGGGGAAGACAAAGAUCGAAUAGCAGAUAUACUAGAAGGUUCUCCUGGUUGCAUCCUAGAAACGGAUAUAAAGGCAGUUAUUGACAAAUCUCUCAUUACUAUUUUAGGAGGAAAAUUGCGGAUGCAUAAUUUACUACAACAACUGGGUUGGGAAAUUGUUCGUGAAGAAUCCCUACAAGAGCCUGGAGGACGUAGUAGGUUAUGGCGUUGGAAGGAUGUCCAUCAUGUACUAAAGAAGAAUACCGGAACUACAGCGGUUGAAGGCAUAAUGCUAAACACACCUCCACAAAAAGAAGAACGUCUAAAUGCUGAAGCCUUCUCAAAGAUGGAAAACCUAAAAUUUCUUCAAAUUCGUAAUGUGCAACUUCCUCAAGGCCUCAGUUAUCUUUCCAACAAGUUACGUUUGAUGGAAUGGCAUGAAUAUCCUUUGAAGUCAAUGCCAAGGAGUUUUCAACCAAACAAACUUGUUGAACUCAUUAUGCCUCGCAGCCACAUUAAGGAACUACCCAAGGGAUUUAGUAACUUAGGCAGGCUAAAAGUCAUCGACCUUAGGGAGUCGCAAAACUUAAUGAAGACUCCUGACUUCACUGGACUUCCAAAUCUUGAAAGGGUGAUUUUUCGAGGUUGCACAAGAUUGUAUGAAGUUCAUCCAUCUAUUGGAGUUCACAAACGGCUUACUAUAUUAAAUCUACAAGAUUGCAAAUAUCUGAAUAGCCUUCCACCGGAAAUCAACUUGGAAUCUCUUAAAAUUUUGAUCUUAUCUGGCUGUUCAAGACUCAAAAAGUUUCCAGAGAUUGGGCGAAAUAUGACACGUUUGUCGUGGCUUUUUUUGGACGGGAGUGGCAUAGAGGAACUGCCAUUAUCAAUUGAGCAUCUAACUGGCCUGACUAUCUUAAAUCUUCAAGACUGCAACAACUUUUCGAGUUUUCCGAGUGUCAUUUGUAGUUUGACAUGUCUUGAAAUUCUCAGUCUAUCUGGAUUCAAGGUUCAACCACAUAAAUCAUGGCAUUCCUUGGACCUCUCACCCACUUUAUCUUUAUGCACAUAUUGUUUCUUUAUUGCUCAACAUCCUGAACCAGAGCCCAAAUUGUAGUUGCCCAAGUCCUUGUCAGGUUUAGGCUCAUUAGUAUCUCUAGAUCUAAGUGACUGCAAUUUGGAGGACGGGGCUCUCCCUGAUGAUCUUAGUUGCUUAUCUUCACUGAAAUAUCUAGAUUUGAGCAAAAACCAGUUUACAUGCCUGCCUCACAGCGUUUCUCAGCUUUCUAAGAUUAAAUUCCUUUACUUGGACAAUUGUAGCAGGCUUGAAUCGUUGACAAAUAUUCCUUUAAGUACAAAAUC